Messenger RNA from Trematosphaeria pertusa, 690 nucleotides. RefSeq lists its product as uncharacterized. The transcript has 3 exons. The record is from RefSeq and is a predicted model, not a curated record. Lineage: Eukaryota; Fungi; Ascomycota; Dothideomycetes; Pleosporales; Trematosphaeriaceae. The coding region runs from base 1 to 690 and encodes 229 amino acids.
AUGCUUUGGAUCUCCAUUUACUGCGUCAAAUUUUGUUUUCUGGCCCAGUUCAAGUUCCACAAGCCGCCGUACGCAUAUAUUAGCGUGCAUCUAACACGAUACUUCUGGGCUUCGAUCAUCAUUUGCAGUGCAGCCUUCUUAUUCACCAUCAUCCACCCUAUCGUGCUUUGUCCUAGUCCAGGGAAAUGCCGGUACUUCCGUUCGACAGGGACCGUGCCCUGGGAGAUGGCUGUGACCGCCAUUGACAUUGUGACCGACCUCCUGGUCAUCUCAAUCCCCGCACUACUCAUCCAUAUGGCAAACUUUACGCGGUCUUACACGAUCAUCAACUUUAUCUUCAAGAGCUUAUCCGUGGUCAACGUGGCUAUCGCCGGGGCACGUCUAGCGCUCCAAUACAACACGAGCGCGCAUCGCAUCGAAUAUGUGGCCAUGACUUUAUUGCUAGUGGUCGAAGCCGCGAUUGCGCUCAUCAUGGCGAGUAUCUCGAGUUACAGGGUCGUGCUGCUAGAUCGUUUAGCAGAGUGGCGGAUGAGAAAAGCAACAGCCUCAGCACGUCCGAAAGAGCUGCAACUUUGGAGCGUAGCGAAUCCGAUAGAAGAACGCGGCGGUGGCUUGUCUUCUCGGGGUGGCUUCUCCGCGGCUUCACCUAGAGCUGGAUUCGGAGCUGACUCAUACUCGUCAGUUACCUGA